ACUUUCUUAUCCACGAAAAUCUCUCACAUGCUAAGAAACCCAAGAAGAAGAAAAAAUCAACCAGAAAAACAUAGGGAUAUUCACUAUAGGGAAAAGAAAAAAAAAACAAAGAUGUUACAGAGCCCAAAGUUCUUGCAGCCCUCAACUCAGUUCCUUCCUUCUCCAACACCAUCACCAUUGGCUAAUCCACAAGUCCAAGAAUUACCCACUUCCCAAUCUUAUCCUAAGCUUAAAAAAUGCUGCAAAUUAUCACGCCGGGAGCUCACAAUCCGUACCAAUUCUCUCUUGCUCUUCCUCUUGGGAUUUCAAAGUGGCGCAGAGCCAUUCCGAUUGUCUGAAGCAAAAGCUGAAGAAAACGAGAAAGAUACGAACCCUGCUUCCACUUGUGGUGAUAAGAGCUUAACAAAGAGAACAUUUCUAGAUAUAUCCAUUGAUGGAGAACCGGUGGGUCGAAUUGUAAUAGGGAUGUACGGAAACGACACUCCACUUGGAGCUACUAGAUUAGCUAACCUUGUUAGUGGUUCAGCUGGAAUCAGCUACAGAAGGAAGGAGUUUGUCAAAAUCAUGCCUGGUUAUGUUCAGCAUGGUGGGGUGAGAUCCUAUGGUGUUGACGCAGAGAUGGCUAACAGAACUGGAAGCAAUUUGGAGGCUGAAAAUCUUCUUGAUGAGUGGGAAAGAGCCAAGGAGAAAUGCCCCGGAACCAAAAACUUGGCUGGGACAGUGAGCCUUGUUGUCAGAGAUCCUUCGAGGCCACCUCCAAAACAGAAGUUGGUUGCAAGAGGAGGGAAGCUUGAGAUUGAUGAGGAGGAGGUCAAGGCUGCCCCGAAUGGGACGGAAUUUAUCAUCACCAUGAAGGACUCGCCGGAGCUCGAUGAUUCGGCUUUGGUGGUGGGGAAAGUCUUGGAAGGAAUGGAGGUCGUGGAGAAGAUUGGCAAGGUCAAGACUGUGCAGGAAAAUACCAGCUCUCCUUAUUUUAAGGUGGCCAAGCUAAUAGGUGACAAGAGAGCCGUUGUUGCAGAAAGAGGUUUCAAUCGUCCGUACUCGAAGGUGGUGGUGAAAAAUUGUGGCUUGCUGGAGUAGUACACAAUGCUAUUUGCAUCUUUUUUUGUUUAUUUCAGUUUUGUUCGAAGAGCAACACUAGUACAAUAAUCCACUUAUCUUGCUUUAAACAA
Messenger RNA from Humulus lupulus (European hop), 1172 nucleotides. RefSeq names its product peptidyl-prolyl cis-trans isomerase CYP26-2, chloroplastic. The coding region runs from base 28 to 1080 and encodes 350 amino acids. Gene Ontology annotation, biological process: protein peptidyl-prolyl isomerization. Gene Ontology annotation, molecular function: peptidyl-prolyl cis-trans isomerase activity. The record is from RefSeq and is a predicted model, not a curated record. NCBI's taxonomy places the organism in Eukaryota, Viridiplantae, Streptophyta, Magnoliopsida, Rosales, Cannabaceae. Gene Ontology annotation, cellular component: chloroplast. The transcript is spliced from 2 exons.